Aspergillus mulundensis is the source of this 1725-nucleotide messenger RNA. It is a transcript of the gene sC, whose product is annotated as sulfate adenylyltransferase. Gene Ontology annotation, cellular component: cytoplasm. The record is from RefSeq and is a predicted model, not a curated record. Gene Ontology annotation, biological process: sulfur amino acid metabolic process. The coding region runs from base 1 to 1725 and encodes 574 amino acids. NCBI's taxonomy places the organism in Eukaryota, Fungi, Ascomycota, Eurotiomycetes, Eurotiales, Aspergillaceae. Gene Ontology annotation, molecular function: ATP binding; adenylylsulfate kinase activity; sulfate adenylyltransferase (ATP) activity. The transcript is spliced from 5 exons.
AUGGCCAACACUCCUCACGGUGGUGUCCUGAAGGACCUCGUCGCCCGCGAUGCUCCCCGCCACGACCAGCUCGAGGCUGAGGCCGCCACUCUCCCCGCCAUCGUCCUCACUGAGCGCCAGCUGUGCGAUCUCGAAUUGAUCAUGAACGGUGGUUUCAGUCCUCUUGAGGGUUUCAUGAACCAGAAGGACUACGACGGCGUCGUCGCCGAAUCUCGCCUUGCCGAUGGCAACCUCUUUUCCAUGCCCAUCACUCUGGAUGCUUCCAAGGCGGCCAUUGAACAGUCCGGCCUGAAGCCUGGUUCCCGCGUCACCCUCCGUGACUUCCGCGACGACCGUAACCUUGCCAUUCUCACAAUUGACGACAUCUACCGCCCUGAUAAGGAGAAGGAGGCCAAGCUCGUCUUCGGCGGUGACCCAGAGCACCCCGCCAUCAAGUACCUGAACACCAAGAUCGAGGAGUACUACAUCGGUGGAAAGCUUGAGGCAGUUAACAAGCUGAACCACUACGACUAUGUCGGUCUUCGCUACACCCCCGCGGAGAUCCGUAUUCACUUUGACAAGCUCGGCUGGUCCCGAGUUGUCGCCUUCCAGACCCGUAACCCUAUGCACAGAGCUCAUCGUGAGCUGACCGUCCGUGCCGCUCGCGCCCGUCAGGCUAAUGUCCUCAUUCACCCCGUUGUCGGUCUCACCAAGCCUGGUGAUAUUGACCACUUCACCCGUGUCCGCGCCUACCAGGCCCUUCUCCCCCGCUACCCUAACGGAAUGGCCGCCCUUGCCCUUCUGCCCCUCGCUAUGCGUAUGGGUGGUCCCCGUGAGGCCAUCUGGCACGCUAUCAUCCGUAAGAACCACGGUGCCACCCAUUUCAUUGUCGGUCGUGACCACGCUGGUCCCGGUAAGAACUCCAAGGGUGAGGAGUUCUACGGCCCCUACGAUGCUCAGCACGCCGUUGAGAAGUACCGCGCGGAGCUCGGUAUCGAGGUUGUUGAGUUCCAGCAGGUCACCUACCUACCCGACACCGAUGAGUACAUGCCCAAGGACGAGGUUCCUGCUGGUACCAAGACCCUCGACAUCUCCGGCACUGAACUCCGCAACCGUCUCCGCACCGGUGCCCACAUCCCCGAGUGGUUCUCUUACCCCGAGGUUGUCAAGAUCCUGCGCGAGUCCAGCCCUCCCCGCGCCCUUCAGGGUUUCACCAUCUUCCUUACCGGUUACAUGAACUCUGGCAAGGACGCCAUUGCUCGUGCUCUCCAGGUUACCCUCAACCAGCAGGGUGGACGCUCCGUCACUCUCCUCCUCGGUGACACUGUCCGCCACGAGCUUUCCUCCGAGCUCGGCUUCAGCCGUGAGGACCGUCACACCAACGUGCAGCGCAUUGCCUUCGUUGCCGGUGAACUUACUCGCGCCGGUGCCGCCGUCAUCGCUGCCCCCAUCGCUCCCUACGAGCACUCCCGCAAGGCUGCUCGCGAGGCCGUCCAGGGCACCGGUGGUUCUUUCUUCCUCGUCCACGUCAACACUCCCCUCGAGUACUGCGAGUCCACUGACAAGCGCGGCAUCUACGCCAAGGCUCGCGCCGGUGAGAUCAAGGGCUUCACCGGUGUCGACGACCCCUAUGAGGCUCCCACCAACGCCAACCUGGUUGUUGACGCUUCCAAACAGAGCGUUCGCUCCAUUGUUCACGAGAUCAUCCUCAUGCUCGAGAGCGAGGGUUACUUUGAGCGUCUGUAA